AUCGGCAAAGCCUGCGAGGCCUGCCGGGUCCGGAAAACGAGAUGCGACGGCAGCGAACCGUGUGCCCGCUGCAUCAACCGGAACGUCUCGUGCGUCUACCGUACUCGGACCAGGAACCGGCCGCGCAAGUCGCAGGCGCCGGCCGCGGCCACGGUGGCCUCGUCGGCCUCGAGCAACUCGGACGACACGCCCGGAUCGUCUCACUCGGCCCACGAGUCGCAGACCAGCAAGCCCAAGGACGACAACAGCUGGGGCUUCCACGUGCACAGCGUGGCCGCCAUCACGACGUCGCCAUCGUCCAUCAUCCAGCUGCACUACGGGCCGUCGUCCAACUUCUCCAUGCUGCACUCCAUCUACCGGCUCAUCACAGGCAUCCAGACCCCACUAACACGGCGUGAGGAGGUGGCCCAGGUCGGCCCCGGGCUGGAUCUGUUUCAGAACCGGCAGCUCUUCUUUGGCGACUUGGCCGACAGCAAGUCGACGACAAUAUCAAACGACUACUCCGGCAUGUUCCUCAACAGAGAGCUGUGCGAUCGCGUGCUGGAGCGGUAUCUGGCCACCUACUGGCACCUGCUGCCCAUCCUGACCAAGGAGGACUUCCGUCGCCGCUCCGAUCUGCUCUACUCAUCGCCAGGCCUCUUCUCUUUCGACUCCCCCGAUGUCGUGGUGGUCAUGCUGGCCAUGGCCAUUGGCGCCUCAAUCCUCGAAGAAGAAACCCUGGCACAGUUUCUCUUUCAGCGGGCGUCACAGGGAGCCGAGAAGCUGGCCGAAUUGGUCAACAUCCAGGCAAUUCAUAUUCCAUUGCUGCAGGCACAAUUCCAGAUGGAGAGAUCUCGACCGCAUUCUGCAUUUUUAUAUGUUGGAGUGGCCACGAGGAAAGCAGUGGCAGCAGGUCUACAUAGGGGCAUCAGCAUCCGAGGUCAGAUGCGAGACUGCUUGCAGCGCCGUCUGACUUUUUGGAGUCUGUUCAUCCAAGAAACCUGGAUUUGCUUCUGCCUCGGACGUCCGACAUCCAUUUCAGAUCCAGGCAGUGGAGUUCCCGUGCCAGCCGAAGAAAAGUAUCUGCUGGCCCUUGUGAGGCUGGCAAGGCUCAUCUCGAAAUGUGCGGCACGUAUCUAUAACCAACGCCACGAGUCGCUACUCCACAUGUGGAACGCCGCAACGGAGCUUCGACACGAGCUUCAGGCGUAUGUGGAGCAGCAACUGUACGAAGUUCACCUCGAUAUCCAAGGAGAGCCGGGCACUGGCGAAUGUGGAUUUUGCAAGACCAUCAUGGCUUCAAUGUAUUACCAUGCUCAGCUAUUAAUGUUCCGCCCCUUCCUUGUUCUGAGGGGGAAACUGAGAAGCCCGGCACCCCAGGCCGGCGCUGAAUCCAGCGAUAAGCUUCGAGAGCUGACUUGGCUGGAUACUGCAUGUGAAUACUGCCUGGAGCCGGCUCGCCAGAUUAUCAAGUACAUCAACAAGUCCUGCGAGAUCAAUCCUCUUUGCAAGGAUACGAAAUACUUUUCCUUCUUCCUUGAAGGCGCCUGCUACGUCCUGGGAUUUGACAUGCUCCAGGACAAAACCAAAGUAGACACUCACCUGCCGUGGCUUCAUGUCGCUCUAGAGUGCCUCUCCACCAUG
This is a messenger RNA of Trichoderma atroviride IMI 206040, 1623 nucleotides long. RefSeq lists its product as uncharacterized. The record is from RefSeq and is a predicted model, not a curated record. Lineage: Eukaryota; Fungi; Ascomycota; Sordariomycetes; Hypocreales; Hypocreaceae. Gene Ontology annotation, cellular component: nucleus. Gene Ontology annotation, molecular function: DNA-binding transcription factor activity, RNA polymerase II-specific; RNA polymerase II cis-regulatory region sequence-specific DNA binding. Gene Ontology annotation, biological process: positive regulation of transcription from RNA polymerase II promoter by galactose.